AGUGAUUUGCUUUUCUGUUAUUUAUUAAGUGACACAGACCUCAAGGUCCAAUUUCAGUGGCAUGAGAAUCAAAACACCACUUACUUCCGCAGGCUUAUUUGCCUUCAUACUGCCCGCUGUCCAGAUGACCCACAUUUUCGUUUAUGGAACCCUGAAGAAGGGCCAACCAAACUACCACAGGAUGCUGGACACUGCCAACGGAAGGGCUUCCUUCUGUGGCCCAGCCACCACCAUCGACAAGUUCCCUCUAGUUAUUGCAGGCCAGUACAACAUCCCGUUCCUCUUGAACAUCCCCGGACAGGGCCACCAUGUCCAAGGAGAGGUCUACUGCGUGGAUGACCAGAUGCUGGCCUUCCUGGACCGAUUCGAGAGCAUCCCUGACAUGUACCAGCGCACUCCGCUGAAGGUUAAGGUGGCGGAGUGGGUGGGUGGGGCAGACUGUGGCCCUGCGGUUCCAGGAGGAGGCACGAUGGAGGCCUAUGUGUACAGCACGACCACCUACCAGCCGGACUGGGUGAAGCUGCCAGCUUAUGGGAACUACGAUGCCUACGGUGACCAUGGAUUAGAGUAUUGCACUCGUGAAGCGAGGGACGAUUAGACGGGGAUGGGCAAAAUAGUCACAAUCCAGUGUCACAAAUUCGAAAUGACUUGGUUUUACCCAGAGCCAUACA
Molecule: messenger RNA, 671 nt
Organism: Engraulis encrasicolus (European anchovy)
Lineage: Eukaryota; Metazoa; Chordata; Actinopteri; Clupeiformes; Engraulidae
Product: gamma-glutamylaminecyclotransferase-like
Exons: 4
Coding region: 62-598 (178 amino acids)
Cellular component (GO): cytosol
Molecular function (GO): gamma-glutamylaminecyclotransferase activity
Source: RefSeq, a predicted model, not a curated record